AUGGACAAGGAUGGUAGAACUUGUACUACUCAACAUGAAGUAGAGAAUGCUUUUAAAUUGUAUUUUCAAGACCUUUUCUCUGCCGGGUCCACCUUGGAAGUGGAACAAAGUUUGGCUGCCCUUGAAAGAAAGGUCACUUCUCAAAUGAAUGAAAGAUUGGUGGCAGACCUUAAUGUAGAGGAAAUCUCUCAAGCUCUGAAUCAAAUGGCUCCUUUAAAGGCUCCUGGUCCAGAUGGGUUCCCAACUGCUUUUUUUCAACAGAACUGGUCUACUAUUCAGGAAGAGAGUGCUUUUAUUCCAGGUAGGCUAAUUUCUGAUAAUGUUUUAGCUGCCUAUGAAGCUAUGCACUCCAUGCAAACCCGUAUGUGGAGUAAGACAGGAUUCAUGGGAUUUAAACUGGAUUUAAGCAAAGCAUAUGAUCGGGUAGAAUGGAGCUUUCUGAAGGCUGCUAUGCUUAGAUUGGGUUUUGAUGUCAAAUGGGUUCAGCUUGUCAUGGCUUGUGUGACCUCGGUGCAAUAUGCAGUCUUGGUGGAGAAAAAUGGUAUCAUUUCUGGUGUGCCCACCUCUCCAAGAGGUCCAAAAAUCAGUCACCUCUUUUUUGCGAAUGAUUGUAUCAUUUUUUGUAAAUCUAAUUCUGUGGAAUGGAGACGAGUUCUGAGAAUUUUGGGGAUCUUUGAGGCGGGCUCUGGCCAGAAGGUGAACUUGUUGAAGACAUCUAUUUUCUUUAGUAGAAACACUUGCCAAGAUAGAAGAGCUGAGAUUCGUAGGCUCUCUGGUUUGACAGAAACUAACAGAUUUGACACUUACUUGGGGCUGCUUGCUUUGAUUGGAAAGUCUAAGAUGAGAGCUUUUAAUAGUAUUAAGGAAAAGGCGAUCCCUACUUAUAGCAUGAGUGUUUUCUUGUUGCCAGCCUCACUUUGCAAAGAUCUUAAUCGGUUGAUGCAACAAUUUUGGUGGAAGCAUAUGGCAAACUCCUCAGGGAUACAUUGGAUGAGUUGGGAAAAUAUGGGUAGGGCCAAAAAGAUUGGAGGCUUAGGUUUUCGGGACCUCAAUUGCUUCAAUAAGGCUCUUCUUGCCAAGCAAGGUUGGAGACUUUACCAAAAUCCCUCUUCUCUCAUGGGCUGCAUUCUAAAAGCAAAGUACUUCCCAAAUUCUUCCUUUUUAAAGGCUCCCUUAGGCAAUCGUCCUUCCUAUGCUUGGAGAAGCAUCCUUUCAGCUCGAGCAUUAUUACACCAAGGCCUUAUAUGGAGAGUUGGAAAUGGUGCUUGUAUUAAUAUUUGUGGGGAUAGAUGGAUUCCCACUCCUACCUCUUAUUCGGUUCAAUCCCCUCCAGCUUUGCACUUAGUUGACAACCGUGUUCUUGCUCUUAUUGACAAGGAUUCUAAAAGCUGGAAUUUGCCUUUGCUGCAGGCCUUAUUCAAUCCAGAAGAAGCCAAAGUCAUAGCCUCAAUCCCUCUCUGCCCGAAUCUACCACCGGAUCGCCUAAUAUGGCUAGGUACAAAAGAUGGUAAUUUUUCUAUAAGGAGUGCUUACCAUCUAGGCUUGGAAAUUAAGGAUCGAAAGAGAGGUCAAACCUCUCAAAUUGAGAAGGGUACUGAUGUAUGGCGUUCCAUGUGGAACUUUCAAGUUCCAAAUCAGAUUAAAAUGUUUUUGUGGCGUGCUUGCAAUGACAUCCUCCCUACUAGGAAAAAUCUUCUGAAAAGAAGGGUAAUUGCUGAUGAUAAAUGCCCUUGGUGUAACCUAGAGGAGGAAUCUACAGCCCAUGCUAUUUGGUUCUGUCCAGCGACAAAAGAUGUAUGGAAUGUAGGCCACUCUAUUUUUCAGAAAUGUGCCUUUGUUGAACAUACUUUUAUGGAGAUUUUCCAGCUUUGUCUGAAUCGUUUUGAUAGGGACGAGAUGGCUUAUUUUGCUGCAAUUGUUAGACGAAUAUGGCUGAGGAGAAAUACUAUGGUCUUUGAGGGUGUUCCUGAACAUCCAAAUAAGACCUACGCUGAUGCUAUAGUUGCAGUGGACAAUUUCAAACGCUGCAUCAAGGAUGAUCAGGACGAAAUUCCACUUGAACAGGUUGAAGGUUUUACGGGUUUGGGCUUGACUGCUAGGGACUGUAUGGGGAACCUGUUGGGAGCAAAACGUUUGACAAAACCUAUGUUGUCUGAUGCUCACGCUGCGGAGUUAAUGGCAGCCUCUUAUGCUGUCACUUUCUGCUUGGAAGUAGGCUUUUUCAAUGUGAUUUUUGAAGGAGAUGCCUUGAAUGUCAUAAGGGAGGCAGCUCAUACCCUUGCAAAAUCAGCAGCUACUAGUUUUUGUGAUGAUGUUUGGUUAGAAGACAUUCCUUCUUGUAUCUUUGAUAUUGUUGCUAAGGAACAACAAGUCCCUAGAUCCUGA
Messenger RNA from Alnus glutinosa, 2385 nucleotides. RefSeq lists its product as uncharacterized. Gene Ontology annotation, molecular function: RNA-DNA hybrid ribonuclease activity; nucleic acid binding. The coding region runs from base 1 to 2385 and encodes 794 amino acids. NCBI's taxonomy places the organism in Eukaryota, Viridiplantae, Streptophyta, Magnoliopsida, Fagales, Betulaceae. The transcript is spliced from 6 exons. The record is from RefSeq and is a predicted model, not a curated record.